ACCUAAUCCCUCAACCCGAAAGCGCGGUAAGAAGCCACCAUCCCCAACUUUGCCCGCAACCCAGGUAGUAGUUUCGUACCUUUCCUGGGGACCCCAGAUGCUAGCUAGUAGCGUCAUGGCUCAGGUGGCGAAUUAUUAUAAAGAGAUCUUACGUUCUCUUCUUAAAAAAGAAAAUAUAUGGGGUAUCAAACACCGGAGAAGGUCCUAGAACAUCCAUCACAAUCCGCAUCUUAAAGUUUACGCUGCAUUGCACCUCUGUCCCUGGCAUGUUACUUUUGAGAAGUUGACUUGAAUUACGACACGAACCUCGAAGACAACAUGUCGAAGCUUACCGGUUCCGCCCUUGAUUGGGCCAUCACCCUCGCGGCAGGCACGGGAUUCCUGCUCUUUGGUUAUGAUCAGGGUGUAAUGAGUGGUUUGUUGACCGGCUCUGCAUUCAUCGCACAGUUCCCUGCCAUCGACACGACUCAUGGCGGCGGUGGAAGCUCCUCUUUGCAGGGGUUAGUCGUUGCCAUCUACGAGAUUGGAUGCUUCAUCGGUGCCAUCAUCGCCUUUGCUUUCGGUGAGCGCCUUGGGCGGCGCUGGACCAUCAUCCUGGGAUGCGCAAUUCUCAUCAUCGGCGCUGCUGUACAGACUGCUGCGACUGAGAUCUCGCAUCUGAUUGCUGGACGAAUUGUGGCUGGCUUAGGCAACGGCAUGAAUACUGCCACUAUUCCCGUGUGGCAUUCUGAGCUCAUGAAACCAACACUGCGAGGCAAAGGUCUGUCCAUUGAGUUGGCCAUUACCAUCUUCGGUGUUAUGCUUUCAUACUGGGUCGACUACGGCAUGAGUUACGUUGACAACGAAGCUCAAUUCCGCUUCCCAAUUGCAUUCCAAAUCAUCUUCGCUCUGAUUACCAUGGCGAUGAUGUACUUCCUCCCCGAGUCACCACGUUGGCUCGUCGCCCACGACCGGUCCGACGAAGCUAGCAUAGUCCUGUGGAGGUUACAGAAGAAUGCAUCUGAAAUCAAUCAAGAUAGCCAUGUCGUCGUUGCCGAACUCCACGGUAUCCAGUACGCACUUGAGGAGGAAAGGGCAGCUGCGGGAGGUACCAGCUUCCUAGCCAUUUUCAAGAGUGGCCCGCAGAGAUUCCGUCACCGAACCCUCCUCGGUAUUGGAGGUCAGUUCAUGCAGCAGCUUUCGGGUAUUAACUUGAUUACAUAUUAUGCUCCUGUGAUCUUCGAAGUUUCCGUGGGUAUUCCACAUUCUACCGCCAUGCUGCUCGCUGGCUUUAAUGGAAUUGCAUACUUCUUCUCCUCGCUCAUCCCCAUUUGGUGCCUUGACCGUCUCGGUCGUCGUAAACUCAUGCUGUUCGCCGCUUGCGGCCAAUGCGUCUGCAUGGCUGUACUGUCCGGAACAGUUGCUAAUGGCAGCAAGCCUAGCGGGAUUGUUGCUAUCGUGAUGCUCUUCCUCUUCAAUUUCUUCUUUGCCGUUGGUUUACUCGCUAUCCCAUGGUUACUCCCUGCAGAGUACGCACCGCUUGCUAUCCGCACCAAAUCAGCGGCCCUGGCUACCGCAUCAAACUGGAUCUUCACCUUCCUCGUCGUUAUGAUCACCCCUGUUUCUAUCGACAGAAUUCAGUGGCGGACCUACAUCUACUUUGCCGCACUAAAUUUGCUUUUCAUCCCAAUCAUCUGGUUUUUCUAUCCUGAGACCAGGAACUUGUCGCUUGAACAAAUCGAUUUGCUUUUCACAGGAGAGAAGGUUUUGCUUCACUGGGACGCGAGCAUGGGUGAUCUUCGAGGAUCACUCGCAAAGGAGGCACCAUCUAGAGUUCUUCAAGUUUCGAUAGAGGAUGAUAAGUCUAUUGAUAACGCUGCUCGCCAUGUUGAAUAGAGAAGAUUAUAGCUUAGAGUUUGAGCUUAGGAAGUGUGU
Molecule: messenger RNA, 1914 nt
Organism: Pseudogymnoascus verrucosus
Lineage: Eukaryota; Fungi; Ascomycota; Leotiomycetes; Thelebolales; Thelebolaceae
Exons: 6
Coding region: 319-1875 (518 amino acids)
Biological process (GO): carbohydrate transport; transmembrane transport
Cellular component (GO): membrane
Molecular function (GO): carbohydrate:proton symporter activity
Source: RefSeq, a predicted model, not a curated record